Molecule: messenger RNA, 834 nt
Organism: Aspergillus ibericus CBS 121593
Lineage: Eukaryota; Fungi; Ascomycota; Eurotiomycetes; Eurotiales; Aspergillaceae
Product: complex I 30 kDa subunit family protein
Exons: 3
Coding region: 1-834 (277 amino acids)
Molecular function (GO): NADH dehydrogenase (ubiquinone) activity
Source: RefSeq, a predicted model, not a curated record
AUGCGCCUGGGAUCUGGCCGCUCCCUGGCCCCCGCCGCCCGUGCCUUCUCCUCGACCGCACUGCAGGCCUCCAAGGCGUCGACCGCGCCCAUCUCGGAGCAUGUUCCUAACAUGCGCCAGGCCCAGCGUCCCCCCUCGGGCCCUCUCCGCGCCCCCGUCGUCAACCCCGCCGACAAGUACCAGGACAAGGCAGACAGUCUGCACAAGUACGGCCAGUACAUCAUGUCCUGUCUCCCCAAGCACGUCCAGCAGUUCUCCGUCUGGAAGGACGAGCUCUGCAUCUACGUCCCUCCCUCUGGCCUCAUCCCCACCAUGACCUUCCUGAAAUAUCACACCGCGGCCGAAUACACCCAGAUCUCCGACAUCACCGGCGUCGACUUCCCGACCCGCGACCAGCGCUUUGAGGUCGUCUACAACAUGCUGAGCGUGCGCUACAACUCGCGUAUCCGUGUCAAGACCUACGCCGACGAGGCCAGCCCUGUUCCCUCCGUGACGGGUCUGUUCGAGGGUGCGUUGUGGUACGAGCGUGAGGUCUACGAUAUGUACGGUGUGUUCUUCACCGGACACCCGGAUCUGCGCCGUAUCAUGACCGAUUACGGAUUCGACGGCCACCCGUUGCGCAAGGACUUCCCCUUGACUGGAUACACGGAGCUGCGUUAUUGUGAGGAGAAGAAGCGGAUCAUCAUUGAGCCUCUUGAGCUUACGCAGGCGUUCCGGAACUUCGAGGGCGGUACCGCUGCCUGGGAGCCUGUUGGUCCGGGUAACGAUAAGACUCCUGAGUCGUUCAAACUACCCACCCCCAAGCCGGAGCCAAAGGAAGAGGAAAAGAAAUAG